Nerophis ophidion (straightnose pipefish) is the source of this 2987-nucleotide messenger RNA. Its product is annotated as zinc finger protein OZF-like. Lineage: Eukaryota; Metazoa; Chordata; Actinopteri; Syngnathiformes; Syngnathidae. The record is from RefSeq and is a predicted model, not a curated record. Bases 305 to 1585 code for a protein of 426 amino acids. The transcript is spliced from 3 exons.
UGUCGUGAAAGCACAUCGAAGGAGAAAGAAGUGAGCAAGACGCUAAUAAGUCAGUCUUAUUAUUUGUUAUCCAGUUUGAAACAUUUAAGGCGCAUAAAAUAUAUCUUUGAUUCUUUAUUUAAGGAUAAAGUCGUCUCGAUGCGCUAGAAGCACUGUGCCGCUUCUCGUGCUAUCUUUGCUUGUUAGUUAGCUUAGCUCGCUAGUUAGCUUAGCUUGUUAGCUGCUAACAAAGAGACGCGGACGUUAUCAACACAUCGCUAAGUAGAGAUCAAAUGUGAGUGUCAAGUGGUUUGAUUGUUUGAAAAUGUGCCAAAGAGCCAUAGUAAAGUAUGAGGAGGAACUUUGUCCAACAAAAGAGGAGAAGGAGCGACAACAUCAACUACUGGACGCUGUUUUCAAGAAACAUCAAGUUGUGUUACACAGAAGAGACGUCCAGCAGCCCCCUCACAUGAAAGAGGAAGAGGAGGAUCCACAGCCCCCCCACAUUAAAGAGGAAGAGGAGGAAGUGUGGAUCAGCCAGGAGGGAGAGUGUCUUCUAGGACAGGAGGAGGCUAAUGUCAGCAAGUUUCCACUGACUGUUGUCUCUGUGAAGACUGAAGAGCAUGAAGACAAAGCAGCUGAGUCCUCACAGCUUCAUCACAGUCCAAACGUCCAGCAGGUGUCAGCAGAGAGUCAUGAAGAGAUAUCCUCCAAGCAGCAGGAGUGGAGCUCCAGUGUGGGACAGAAGGAGCUACAGGCCCCCUCCCACAUUAAAGAGGAAGAGGAGGAACCGUGGGAGCAGCCUCAAAGGUUGGAGGAGGCUAAUGAUGAAGAUGAAGCUCAGUCCUUACAGCUUCAUCACAGUCAAAGUGAGGAGAACAGAGGGGCGGAGCUUGUAAGUCAACACAUCACAGAAGCUGAUGGAGAGCAUUGUGAAGAUAUAAAGUCAGAACCAGACAGCAUCUUUGCUCCACUGUCAGACAUGGACCACAUGAUGUCAGACUCUUCUGAUCACAGUGACCACAUCCAAAAACCUUUGGAGAGGAAAAAUGACACUAAAGGUGAUACGAGACAUCACACUAACAACAAACACUUUGACUGCUCUCAAUGUGGGAAAUCAUUUAGACACAAGAGUCAUUUUACAAGACACAUGGGAAUACAUACUGGGGAGAAACCUUUUACUUGCUCUGUUUGUAAGAAGAGUUUCACCAGAAAGCUUGACAUUACCAGACACAUGAGAACACACACCGGAGAGAAACCUUUUACUUGCUCUGUUUGUAAGAAGAGUUUUUCCAGAAAGAAAAACAUGAACACACACAUGAGAACACAUACUGGAGAGAAACAUUUUACUUGCUCUGUUUGCAAGAAGAGUUUCUCCAGAAAGCAACACAUGACCAGACACAUGAGAACACACACUGGAGAGAAACCUUUUGCCUGCUCAGCUUGUGCUAAACGAUUCAACACUAAGUAUGAAAUUAUAUCACAUAUGAGAACACACACUGGAGAGAAACCGUUUAGUUGCACUGUGUGUGUUAAGAUGUUCAGGUUUAAGAGUCAGGUCAGUAGACACAAGUGUGUAACAGUCAUGGAAGCUGCAGGGAUUUAAAAACACUUAAACAGUGAUUGUGCUAAAUGUACUUUAAAAACACAGCAUGUUUAAUAUAAAUGUAUAUUUGAUGUUGUAUGUAGUGCUUCUCAUCUUCUACUGUGUAUUAUCAGCAUUGUUACAUCAUGGAUGUUAACUACUGCAAAACAUCAACAAAGAAGAAAAAGGCUGAAGUUGGCAACACAUCACUGAACUUUAGAGCCAUCGUGAGUGGAGUUGCUUGUUUUUAUUGCUGCAUUUGUUCUUAUUUCACCUCACAGCUUCACUUUUAAUCCUAAAGUCUUCUUCAAAUAUAUUGUUGGAGACUUCUAAGAUUGAUGUUUAUGAUGUGUGUGUAGUCUGUGGAAAGGGUUGUUGUCCCUUGUGGAUCCAAUUGUUCACUUGCACAGAUACAUCACUAUCAUCAUUAUCAUAAUCAAAAUACAGCUUGGCGCAGUUGGGGGAGUGGCCGGGUCAGCAACCCGAGGGUCCCUGGUUCAAUCCCCACCUAGAACCAACCUCAUCACGUCAGUUGUGUCCUUGAGCAAGACACUUCACUCUUGCUCCUGAUGGGUGCUGGUUAGCGCCUUGCAUGGCAGCUCCCUCCAUCAGUGUGUGAAUGUGUGUGUGAAUGUGGAAGUAGUGUCAAAGCGCUUUGAGUACCUUGAAGGUGGAAAAGAGCUAUACAAGUACAACCCACUUGACUACAAGAGGCACUCUUGUAGUACUCCAACUUGCCACACUGAGAAGUGGGGGCGAUGAUGAGCUAGCAGAUGCAUGUUGCUAACAUGUUUUAUCAGCGAGGAAGACAGCAUUUGUGUGUAGUUUUUUUUUGUCAGAUCCAAGUUUUAUUGCUCAGCUGAAUAAAUGAAUCACUAUGGCGACCAAUAUGGAGGAUUAUUUAUAUAUUUAAGAACGAAUAAUUUCCUUAACAGGUAGCAAAAUGACAGCACAAAAAGUGAACUAGCAGCAGGACCAAGUCAAUAUUUUAUUAAUUUACUGAUUAAUUAACAAUAAAGAAAAACAUAACAAUGGAUAUUUCACAAGAGUUCACCAAAAACUGUAAAUUGGGAAUGAUACAUAAAAUCCUUGAGUGAUUUUUAAGAUGCAGAAGAACGAGGUGGCACCGCGCAGUAAAAAAAAGGGAUAUUUAUUGGUAAAAGAACAAAAACCCAGUGCAACUUUUCUAUGAAGAAAACAAAACUGCUGAAAUCCAGCAAAACACUCACAGUAAAACAGCAACAAAAAAAAACACUAACCAAAGUAAUAAUAAUAACAAUAAUAAAGAUAAUAAUAACAAAAUGAAAUAAUAUGAACAGUUAGUAAAUAAAUAAAUAGAAAAAAAACUAUGCACAUAUAGGGAGUCAUCAUUUAAAAAAAAAAAAACAGUUUAAUCACGAAUCAGAAAAAAUCAAAUCAAGGC